AUGGCGAACCACGUUUUCCCAGACCAGGAGCAGCUGCUGCAGUUCCUGAGGAGGCUCAAGGAGGUUUUCGACGUGUGUGACGAGGAUGCCGACGGCUUCAUCCGGGUGGAGCACCUGCUGGACCUCGGUGUUCAGUUCGGACAAGGAGACGAGGUGAAGGCAUUGACCAGGCACCUGGAUCCUAAUGCUCAUGGGAAAAUCAACUUUAAAGACUUUUGCCAUGGAGUGUUUGCUAUCAAAGGUUGUGAGGAGAUUCUGAAGAUGGCUGUGGGUCCUCGGAGUGCGACCUCCAACCAGCAAUCUGUUACCGACAAUGGUUACGUUUACCAGAACGGUGAGGCCAGGCUGCCCAAUCCAAUCAUCAUGUGCACCCGCUCCUUCCCUGAAUGCAGUGUUUACAGGGAGGGUUGUGGUCCUGAUGGGGAGUGUGACAUGGACAGCAGCACUGAAAACGCCAACACCUCUGACUCUUUGCACCCAACACGAAAAGACAGCCAACUCGCUGGCUCAGCGUCCACGUCCGUCAUCUCUGGUGAGGAGCAGUUUGAGGACUACGGUGAGGGGGAGGAUGUGGAUUUCAUUCCCAGCAGCCCUUGCCCUGAAGAAGACAACCGAACAAAUGGCUUCUCAGAUCUGGGAUCAUCGCUUCCCUCGAGUGCGGGGCAGACGCCCCAGAAGAUGCGGCAACUAUAUAACAGUGAGCUGCUGGACAUCUACUGUUCUCAGUGCUGCAAGAAGGUGAAUCUGCUCAAUGACCUGGAGGCUCGACUUCGAAACCUCAAAGCCAACAGCCCUAACAGAAAGAUAACCAGCACAGCAUUUGGACGUCAGCUGUUCCAGGCCAACCACAGUGUGUUUGGGUCGAGUCAGGGCAGCAGCACCGAGGAUCUGUUCACCGACAGCAUCGACUCCUGUGAUCUUGACAUCACAGAGAAAGUCAGUUAUUUGGAGAAGAAGGUGACAGAGCUGGAGAGUGAAAGUCUGGCAAACGGUGACCUCAAGUCGAAACUUAAACAUGAAAACACACAACUAGUCCACAGGGUCCAUGCGCUGGAGGAGCAGGUGAAGGAUGCUGAAACGAGGGCAGACCAGUGUCUGGAGGAGGAGAGCAAGAGGCACCGGGAGGCUUACACCAAGAUGGAGCGAGACAGAAACUUUGAGAUGGACCUGCUCUGUAACAGGUUACAGCAAUUAGAAGAGGAAAAUGGAGAGAUGAAGUUAAAUGUGUGUCGACUCAAGUCUCAGACCGAGAAACUGGACCAGGAGAAGCAGAGAAUGACAGACAAGCUGGAGGACACUAAUCUGAGGCUGAAAGAUGAGAUGGACCUUUACAGGAAGAUACUGGACAAGCUCUGGCACAACCGCCAUGCGUUUCAGAAGGAGAAGGAGUCUAUGCAAGAGCUGAUUGAUGAUCUGCGCCGGGAGCUGGAGUAUCUGCAGCUGUUUAAGCUGGAAAUGGAGCAUCCUGGGCAAGGCAAGGGGUUAUCCGAGUUCAACGCCAAGACCAGGGAGAGUGAAAUGGAACAUGAAGUCAAGAGACUGAAACAGGAGAACUACAAGCUGCGGGAUCAGAAUGAUGACUUGAACGCUCAGAUUCUCAGUCUGAGUUUGUAUGAGGCUAAAAACCUCUUUUCCUGUCAAAGCAAGGCCCAGUGCUUGGCAGCCGAGAUCGACAACGCGUCCAGAGAUGAGCUGGUAGAUGCUUUGAAGGAGCAGGAGGAGAUCAACCUGCGUCUGAGGCAGUACAUGGACAAAAUCAUUCUGGCCAUUCUCGACCAUAACCCCUCUAUUCUGGAGAUCAAGAAUUAAAUCUCUCUCUCUCACAAACACACACACACACACACACAUAAAACACAUGUGUCGCUGUAGUUGAGUUGAGCUUCCAUUACCUGACCAUUAGCCUGAUUAUUAUUAAAUGCUGAUAAUUAGCUGCAGUUGAAGGGCUGGGAAGAGUGGAAGAGGUGUGAGGAGAGAGUGGUCUACUUUCAGAAAUGACAUAUUUUGGCUUUCAAAUGUCAGUCGUGAUUGAUGUGUCAACACCCAUGAUUAUAGCAAGUGCAGUUUAAUACUAAAGCUCCCAGAACUCUGGGGUCAAUAACCACUUGUUGGUCAGCGACUUUGUCAGAAAUACAGAAUAGCGAUUUAUUACAGUGAGGUUCAGUUGAUCGAUUCCUGUGGAUCGCUCCAACUCUGAAUUUCCAACCCUGCAGCAAACAAUUACAGUUACUUUAGAGAAAUACUUACGGUGUGUAAAUACUAUCACCGCUACACACACAGACACACACACACACACACACACACAGUACUGUAUUAUUCAUCAGUGGGAUCAUCACCACAGCAUUUUUCCUCCUGGACCACUAAUAAUAUUGAAAUGUCUGUCAGUCACUGCAGAACUACAUGUGCCACCAGUGUUUUAUUACCUCUAAUAUUUGAAGCCAGUGUAACUGCCACUGUUCACUUUAUUACUUGUAGACACUGUCAUUUUUCUGAUGGGGAUUCAGACUGAAUCAGAAUCCAGAUAUAAAGUUAGCAUGUUUACUACAAACUGUUGCCAAAGCUGUCUGUCAUGCUGCAGGUGUUCCAGACAGCCAUUUGUUUCUUUCACUUCAUGAUACUAUGAAAAUCUCUUUGUAGAGACUUGAAAUCUACUCAAUAUGACGAUUGCUAUAAUUCUUCACAAUCAUAAUAUAUAUUUGAUGGCAAUGCUGAGCAGAUUUUUCGAACCGAUCUACGAUUAUAUAUAUAUAUAUAUAUAUAUUAAAGUUAGGAUGAAAGUUGGGAAUGAAUAAAUACCAGUGGAAGAGUUUAAAAAAAAGAGUUCAAGAUUUUGGGGAUUGCAGCUUUUUGUAGAACAGAUCCUGGAGUCAGGAUGUUGUUAGCUUAGCUUAGCAUAAAGACACAGCUGGACAACUUCUCUAAAGUUCAUUGAAUAACAAUUAUCUCAAAUGAGUAAGCUGGAUGUUAUCAGUGGAGUUAUAUUUUGGAUCUGCUUCUUGAGUGAUGAAGAACUUAUUAUAUUUAAAAUACUAGAAUGGCACCAGGUAUAGCACAUAUCUCUGCCAAGGACAAACUGUACCUUAUGAAACUAAAUCAGUUUUUUUAAUUUUAGUUUUUCAUCAUGAUCCAUGAAUUAUUUCCCAGGAAAUUGAUGAAAUGUAAAAAUGACAAGAAAACGCUCUAUCUCCCAAUCUCCUGGAUUCGUCCAGAUCUGUGCCAAAAUGUAAUUGGUCUUUCUCGGCCCACGACCCAUCCUUCCACAAAGUUUCAUUGAAAUCUGUUUGCGUAAUCUUGCUGACAAAAGAAACUAAAAAAACAUCUGACAGGGUGGAAAACAACACUUGUCUGUGCAAAGUUGCACUUAUCUUAUGGCCAAAAUGCACUUGUUUGUUAGAUGUAUACACACAGUGUGUUCUGAUGAGAAGCACUGAAUGUUGAAAAAAUGUUUUUGUUGAAAAAUCUGCACAGGGUGUCUUUAAGUCAAAUUGUUCAUUCACUGUAUCUUAGCCUAUAAAAAAAUGAGGGAGAAAUCCGAUUUGACUGACAAGAAUUAUUUCCAAAUAGUUUUUAGAAAUACUGAAGUAUGUAUCCUUAUUAAUAAAAAAAACAUUAACCUCAUUUUAAGUGAGUAAGUCACUCACUUAAAAUGUGAUUCUGCCAGUGUUGUAAGUUAUUUUCAUUUACUCUUAAUCAAGCUAAAUAUUUAACUGUGCUGGUAGAUAAGCUAACCAAACACACCAGAAUGUUACUCCACGUGUGUGACAGUGAGGAAGCAGUAUUGAGCUGCCAUAGUGAGCAUCAUACUUUAUAACUAAUGAAGCUCGAUUUGCUCCAUUGCACAAACGUGUCACCAAGUGAUUGUUUCCACUGUUAUUCGCUUGUUCCUUUACAGGCUUUGUGCAUUUACAUAUGAGGAAUUAACACAUUAUUUUGUAUGAUUUUGCCCAUUGUUGCCACUGUAAGUGAACAUUUUUUUUAUACUGACAUUUUUUAUUUAUUUGGACACAGUAUUUGUGGUGUCACAUGUUAUAAAUGUACAGAAUGUAGUUACUAUGUAUUUGCAAGUCAUUCAGCUUCUUAGAAAGUCUCUUUGAGAGAUCUGACACAAAAUAAAAAAGUAUGUGUUUGUAGAUUAUAAUAAUCGUGAUAUAGCACACUUCAAGUGUCAUAUUCAAAGUAUUUACCUGGAAUAAUGAUAGUAAAACAAUAGUCUGUCACAGCUCACAUGUUCACUCGGAUUUAUUUUACUUAUGUUAUGCACACGGAAAUAUAUGUGAUGAUGAUGUAC
Pleuronectes platessa (European plaice) is the source of this 4285-nucleotide messenger RNA. RefSeq names its product RAB11 family interacting protein 4 (class II) a (gene rab11fip4a). Gene Ontology annotation, molecular function: calcium ion binding. The transcript is spliced from 15 exons. Bases 1 to 1809 code for a protein of 602 amino acids. Gene Ontology annotation, cellular component: midbody; recycling endosome membrane; cleavage furrow. Gene Ontology annotation, biological process: regulation of cytokinesis; endocytic recycling. The record is from RefSeq and is a predicted model, not a curated record. NCBI's taxonomy places the organism in Eukaryota, Metazoa, Chordata, Actinopteri, Pleuronectiformes, Pleuronectidae.